GCACAGGAUCUGACUGAAAAAUUAAACCAUGUUUUAAACCCUAAUUUCUAAAACCCUUCUGUCCCUCCCCCAAAAAACAAAGUUGUAAUCGGUGUCCCCAAUUUGCAAUUUGAGAUCUCAUUUCCUUUAGUAAAGUAAAUGUGAGAGAAGCUUUGCCAUUUGAGGUUCAUAGAGAGCAAUGGAGGUGGAUGGGGAAGACGGACGCACGCAGAACCAGUUGAGGCCUCUUGCUUGUUCUCAUAACAUUCUCUAUCGUGCUUAUGGCUCCGCCAGUUGGUCUCUAAGGUGACACCAAAGUACUUGCCGCCGUUUAUGGACCGAAAGUUGGAACUAAAAAGAACGAGAACUCUGAGAAAGCAAACAGGACAAAUAGAUAAUUUACUAAAAUCCCAUUUAAUGCGGAUGAGGCCUUGGCUUAAUGGGAAGCUGGAAGAGGAAUAUGAAAUGAUAUUAAAGAGAACACUGCAGAGCAUUUGUCUUUUGACUAUUAAUCCGAAUACAACAACUUCAAUCAUAAUUCAGGUUGUCAAUGAUGAUGGUGCUCUUUUGUCAUGUGCUAUAAAUGCAGCAUGUGUGGCCCUUGUAGAUGCAGGGAUUCCUACGGAGCAUCUUGCUGUUGCAAUCUGCUGCUGUGUGGCCAAGAGUGGAUGUGUUAUAUUGGAUCCCACCAGGCUAGAAGAGCAGAUUAUUAUAGAAUUCCCUUUGUUGAUCUAUUAUAUUCACGAUACUUGGUACCGUAAGCUAUAAUUUGACUGUAGUAGCUUUCGUCUGGGUUUAACUCCUAUCUUUUUGAUUUCAUAAUAGCAGAAAAUGAAGGCAUUUGCAUAUUUAGCCUUCCUAAACUGUGUCCAUUCAGUCCUUCCUGAAGGAUCAUCAAGCGUGCAAGGCGAACCCAUAGAACACGGGAUUGUUACAUCUGUUACUAACGGUAUUAUGUCAGAGGACAAUUAUUUUUACAGCCUAGAACGGGGACGUGCUGCAAGUGUUAGAGUUGUCAGAGUUUCUCAGGAGGAACUUGCAACAGCACUCAAUUGAUUCGUCUAAAGCCAGAUGAUAUUAGUGAGAUUCUCACACAGUUAUAGAGUAUGCAAUGCUUCAUGCGAUUUCAUGUGAUAUUGAAUAUUAAAAUAGCCAUUGUUUGCCUUUGAUUUCUAGCUCUCACUUCUUCGUGCAUCAUUGCCAUCAUGACCAAAUUGUAUUAGAAAUUGGUGUUAAGAAUAUAGUUGUCUGUCCUGAUUCUGUUAUGUUAUGAUAAAAGAAAAAAGUCAAAUUUUGCUAUUAGUCACUA
This is a messenger RNA of Gossypium raimondii (Peruvian cotton), 1288 nucleotides long. RefSeq names its product exosome complex exonuclease RRP46 homolog. The coding region runs from base 313 to 747 and encodes 144 amino acids. The transcript is spliced from 7 exons. Gene Ontology annotation, cellular component: nucleolus; cytoplasmic exosome (RNase complex); nuclear exosome (RNase complex). The record is from RefSeq and is a predicted model, not a curated record. Lineage: Eukaryota; Viridiplantae; Streptophyta; Magnoliopsida; Malvales; Malvaceae. Gene Ontology annotation, biological process: nuclear mRNA surveillance; rRNA catabolic process; poly(A)-dependent snoRNA 3'-end processing.